Neogale vison (American mink) is the source of this 432-nucleotide messenger RNA. RefSeq names its product prostate and testis expressed 2 (gene PATE2). The record is from RefSeq and is a predicted model, not a curated record. The coding region runs from base 1 to 432 and encodes 143 amino acids. The transcript has 4 exons. Lineage: Eukaryota; Metazoa; Chordata; Mammalia; Carnivora; Mustelidae.
AUGGAGCUUUCCCCUUUCCUCCACCACGAGAGGGAUACUCCAGUGCUCCCACCUCCACAUCCAGGCUACACCUGGAGCUGGAGCUUCGUUCUGGUGUCUCGGUCUCCAUUGGACAGAGGCAAAUCUGAAAUUGUUCUGAGGAGAGUGACCAGGUUAGGGAAGAGAGAGAUUACCAACACAUGCUAUAAAUGUAGAAAAUACCAUCUUGGGUUGUGCUAUGACACCAUGAAGACCUGCACCCUAAAGGACCAACAAUCCUGUGCUGUUGAGAACCUUUACUUCCUUACAAGAAAAGGGCGGAGUAUGUACUAUUAUUCUAAAUUGUCAUGUAUUACCAACUGCGAGGACAUCAACUUCCUGAGUUUUGAAAAAAGGACAGAGCUCAUCUGCUGCAAACAUAGUAACUAUUGCAACCUCCCUGAGGGGGUCUAG